This is a messenger RNA of Plasmodium vivax (malaria parasite P. vivax), 20502 nucleotides long. RefSeq lists its product as hypothetical. Gene Ontology annotation, biological process: cilium movement; axonemal central apparatus assembly. The record is from RefSeq and is a predicted model, not a curated record. Gene Ontology annotation, cellular component: axoneme. The coding region runs from base 1 to 20502 and encodes 6833 amino acids. Lineage: Eukaryota; Apicomplexa; Aconoidasida; Haemosporida; Plasmodiidae. The transcript is spliced from 14 exons.
AUGGAAGAAGUCAACUGCAGCGGGGUGAAAGAUAACAAAUUUGGGAGCUGCGGCAACAAGGGAAAAAAUGCUAAAUGUGACGAGGACGAAGGGGGGGGUUCCCCUUUUUUGAGGCCCGCCCACUUCGUCCAUAAUAGAGAAAAGGCUUUAAAAGAGUUUAUCAGGAAAAAAUAUGAGGACAUGACGAAAAAGGGCACCUUAAAGGAUAACAUUUCUUGCAACUACUUUCAGAUCACCCCAGACAUCGUUACCUUCACAUCUUAUGCCCCUUUCAAAAAAUACGAAAGGGUGGUAACGUUAAAAAAUAUCGAUGCCAACGCGAGAAACCUCAAGUUCGAGUUAGGGGAAAAUCAUGUCUUCAAAGUGAAGCACAUUUCGGAUGUGAAAAAAAAGGUUGCUCCCGGCAUGCUAUUUACCUUCAAGGUGGAAUUCUACCCUCAGUCGUGUGAAAACUACGAAUACGAUCUGGAGAUUCAGACAGAGGGUAAAUGCUUUACAUUGCCUAUACGAUGCAUGAACGAUGAAAUCAUUUUGGAUGUGCAAAAUGAGAUAAAGAUGAAUGAAACGCCCAUUUAUAUGAAAAGCGAAAGAAUCAUAACGAUAAAAAAUGUUGGGAAAUAUGAAAAUAAAUUUCAAAUCAGCUUAGCACCUCCCUUUUAUGUUAAUUCUUCUAUCCAUGUGCUGAAGGAGGGGGAGAUGAUAGAAAUGAAGAUCACGUUCCUGCCUGUCCAAAAAAGAACUUACGAAGACUACAUGAUUAUAAAUUAUGAAAAUGGAAUAAGCACCCACACGAAAAUACGAGGAGAAGGAAUUGUGGCCGAGGUGCUAAUAAAGGAUAAGGACCUCACUGCUGACGACGUUUACGUAAACAGACGCAAAGAAAUAAACGUCGUCAUUAAAAAUUUGUCCUUCUUUUUGCUGACCUACAAUGUAACGAAGUAUCAUGUGUACGAGUGCAAAUACGAUGACCCUUCAACGGACAUAAAAGACGUGACCUUCGACGAGGGGGACAAAAUAAUCCAAAAGACGUUCAUUCGGGACAGCGAGUUGUUGGACGAGAAUAUAGUAGAAAAUGCCCUAUGCAAAAAUGAGGAAGCCUUCCAGGGGGGGGGCGACAGCGAAAGUGGCAGUGGCGAAAGCGAUAGUGACGAUAGCAGCAGUGACGAUCGCAGCGAUGACGAUCGAAGCUGGGGAACACCCCCCACAGGAGACCAACUGCCCGAGAAGGAACAGCGUGACGCAUUUCAUUCAGAAACUUCAGAAAGGUCACUCCCAUCACGCUAUGAUGAGCCAAAAAGGAGUAAGAAAAAAAAACAACAAAUCAUAGACAUAUCCCCGAAGAGCAAAAAACUGUACAGCGACACAAACACCCCCAUCACCAUUUCAAUGUGUCCCCAGUUUGCCUCAUUUUACAAAAUAGUCAUAUUCGUAUUUAUAAGGGGAUAUAAGAAGGAAGAAAAAAUAGUGGUGUACUUAAAGAGUAUAGCCCCCGAAAUUAUCAUAAGGGAGAGGAUCCACAAAAUUGAUAGCAUUCUCAUUAACACAUGCAGAAGGAUAUCCUUCGAACUGGUGAACAACUCCCCGUUUGAUGUUCCCAUGAAGGUAGAAAAGGUAGAGGAUAAUUAUGACGAAUUUGAAGUUGCAUGCAGAAAGUUUACGUUACUGAAAAAUUCUACCCACCUUCUCCAAAUGGUAUAUAUGCCAAAAGUGAAUGGAGCAUCGGAGAAGACAUUCAUAAUUCAUCAGAAGUAUACAGAUGUGAAAAGAGAAUUAAAAAUAGUGAGUGUUUGCAAUUUUCCGCAAAUCCUAUUAGACGCAGAAGAAAUAAACUUUAAUCAUGUGUCUCACAGCUUUGAUUACAAAAAAACGAUCACCAUAGUGAACAAUUCAGAGCUGACUCUUCACUACGGGUUUAAUAUUCCUAACGAAUUGAAAGAUGAAGUAAAAAUUGAAAAAAAUGGUAGCAUGUUGAAUAAAUAUGGGGAAGAAAAAAUCGUCUUAUCAUUUUGCCCUAAACAAUUGAAAAGAUACAUGACGAGUGUAGAACUUUAUCUAAGUGAAAUUAAAAGUUAUAAAAAGAUCCUCCCUUUUCUUGCCAUCUGUUCCAAGCCGAAAGUGUUAUGCGAACCCGUUUUUAUCAACAUAGAACCUAUGGUUAUAGAUAAAAUGUACAGCGAACAAAUUAACCUCAUUAACCAGUCGGAAGACACAGAUGUGAAAUAUGAAUUAUUUGUGGACGAAGAAAUCUACGACAUUUGCGAGUUUCACAUUUCUCAGAAGGAUGGAGUGGUCAGAAGGAACCAUCUCCAAAGUGUCAACAUUAGCAUAAAGAGCAAAAUUAUAGGGUACAUCCUCAUCGUGGUUAAGGUUAAAAUAUCUGGGUGUGAAGAUCUUUUAUUUUUAAACAUUAAAGCUUGCUGCACUUGUCCCACCAUAAAAAUUAUUCCUAGUAUAAUUGACUUUGAAAAAUGCAACUGUUUAGAUGUAAAGGAGAAAGUUUUUGAAAUAAAAAAUGAAAGUCCCAUUAAUACCUUUAUCAGCUUGUCCAACGAGCUAUCUGUCUUCAGCUUUUCGAAAAAUAACUUCUACAUAGAACCGCACGAUUCUGCUUUUGUGCCUGUCUCUGUUGAGUGCUUGGACACGACGGCGUACGCGGACACGCUGCGGGUGAACGUCCAUCGGAAGGAGGACAUUUUGGUUCCCCUCAAGGCCCAGGGAGUCGGAUCGCCCAUCCUGGUCAACCAAAGCGGCAUAAACUUCCAAGUCGCGCACACGAGCAAAAAGUACGUCCACGAGCUGAUCGUCUCCAACAGAGGGACGAGCGACAGGAGCGUGUACUUCCUCUUCGAGUCCGAAAAGAAAAGGAAGAAAAGGAGUGAAAGCCCCGAAAUAUUUGGCGUGACCCCAAGGAGCGUAUCCAUCAAGGGGGGCAGCGAAGCGGUGUGUAUUGUAAGCGCGCUCAACUGCAAAGAGGAGAAGUGCGAGGACAUUCUCUACGUGCAUGAAGACACAAUCGGUAAGAAGAAACUGUGUGCUAGUUUUAAAAAAAUAAAAAUUGAAGCUUCGUUUGUUCACCCGGAGAUCGAAAUAAGCGACAUUGCGAAUUUUGUUUACGACUUUAAUGAGCGAGGGGGAGUGGAAAAAGACGAUUGGGAGGAUCACCCCACGGAGAAGUGCCAAAAUUGUGUAGACGAAAGUGGGGAAAACGGACCAAAGCAGCGUGUUACCCGCUCGAAAAAUACCAACAGAUUGAUGCAAGAAAUCGAAAUGAAGAAUCUGCGAAAUGCAAAUGUAAAGUUCACCUUGUCUACGAAGUUACCCUUUUCUGUGGAGCAAGAAGUAAUCGAACUGAGAGGAAUGGAAAAAAAAAAAAACCGCAUAUUUUUUGACAUGGAUUUUAUGAAUAACAAAAUUAGUAGCACCUAUCAAGAUCAUCUGAUCGUCCACUUUGUUGAAAAUGGAAGAAGACAAAAAUAUGAAUUGCUCGGAAAGACGAUAUAUCCCAACAUCGAGAUGAAUAAAACUUCUGUAGACUUUCAGUACAUUUUAAAAAAUUUAUUUGCCCAAGAAACAGUGGAAAUAAAAAAUGUGUGCAAUUUUAAAGUGUACUUCCAGUGGUUUUUUGAAGAAAAUAAUAUGUAUGCAAAUUUUAAUAAAGUUUUUAAUAUAAUUCCCCAUAGGGGGGUUUUACUGCCUUACGAGAAAAAACAAAUCACGCUUACCUAUAACAGCAUAAAUGAAAGGUAUUACAAUGUUAAUGUUUUAUGUCAAAUUAGGAAUGGCCCCAUGUAUCCUCUCAAAUUGAUAGGUGGAUAUUCGGACAUUAAGUAUAGCAUCAACAAGAGGGAGCUCAAUUAUGAUGUGCACUAUAAAUCCGUUGGGGAGGAUUUGCUGACCAUCCAAAACACGGGGAAAAUUAAACUUUUCGUUGAAAUUGUUUAUAACGUAAAAUUUCCCUCUCUACUGUAUACGAAUGUGAAUAAUUUUUUUGUCGAGCCGCACAACAGUAAGGACAUCGUUUUUUACUUCAUCCCUGGUAUUCCGCAAAACGUGACGGAGACCAUUUUGCUUAAAAUUUGCAAUUUUGAGGAAAUUAAAGUGAGUUUGCGCUCCAGGGACAGCUCGAAUGUGUUGCUUCUGACUGUGCGGGAUGUUGCGGAGGGGUGUGCUGAUGGGAAAAAUGGAGAACCAGCGGGUGGAUCUGCUGAUGGGAAAAAUGGAGAACCAGCGGGUGGAUCUGCUGAUGGGAAAAAUGGAGAGCUAACGGACGAAGUGUACCCGCAAGAAUGCGAUCCAAACCGCGAAACAAACGGGGGGAGAAACAACAGCAAAUUUAACCCCAUAGACAGCUUGAUAAACAAAGCCUUUUUACCCGAUGACGAGAAUUCCCAUUAUGAAAAUCAGCGAAAGGGGCUGAUCCAAAGGCUGAAAAGCAGGUACGCGGGGGUGUUUCUGACCCUCGGCAGGCAUAUCGAAGAAAUAUUGGCCCUUUAUCACGACCGAGUGGGCGGAGAUAGCGCGCAAGGGAUGUACACGGAGAGGAACGACGAAGGAAUGGGCAUAAUGGGUGACGUGGAUGAAUUGGGAGAAGCGGGAGAAUUGAGCGAAGCGGGUCAAUCGGGCCAAUCGGACCAAUCGGACCAAUCUGUUGAAGUCCAGGGGGAGAGCCAAAUGGACAACUCACCCCGCGACUCCGCUAAAAAAACGGACUCGUCCGAAGGCCCCAAGCGCAAGUACAACCUCAUAGGCAUCUUAAAAAGCUACUGCGCGAAGAACAGCGGCCUUUGUGGCAUCUUUUCCGAUUUGCUGAAAUCCUUCAUUUUGAACCAAAAGGAUGACAAGUACAUUCUCGGGAGCUUUUCAAAGUUGCAGAAGUUAGGCAACUACGAGAAGCUCUCCUGCCACAGCUACGUAAACAACGAGCACAUCCUAAAGUACCUGAAGCGGGUAAUUUUAGAAAGCAACAGCGAGCUGCAGCGGGUCUGCCUAAAUAUGGGCAAUGUAACGAUCAAGGAAAAGAAGGAGGGAGUAAUAACGCUAAAAAAUUUAAGUAAAGACAAAGUAGGGUUAAGCUACCAUUUGGGAAACCCCGAAAUGAAGGACGUAAUAACAGUAGCAUGCGAACAUAGGGAAGUAGAUAAGGACCAUUCCAUCAUCUUAAAAAUUAUAAUUGAUAAUAAGUGCGCAAAGGAAAAAUUAUUUUCAGAACAAAUGUUCAUAUGCAUGAAUGACAAUAACUACUACACAGUGGAAAUAAAUUUUAAUUACAUCAUCCCGGAUGUCCAUCUAUUUUAUGGACAAAUUCUUUUUGAAAAAGUGGAAGUGAAAAGCUGUUUAUGCAAAACGAAUCGGUUGAUAAAUGCCAAAAAUGUGGAUGUAAAAUUUAAAGUGAAAAAUAUUAUUUUCUACAAUAAAAAGUUAGAAUAUAAUCAUUUGAAGAAAAAGCCCCAAAUAUUUAUAAUUCCCAGUAAGGGGAUCAUUAAGAGCAAUUCAUUUUUGGACAUUCGCAUUUUCUUUGAGCCUUCGGAUGUGUAUAAGAAUGCCAAAAUAAGUAUCGAGCUGUUUGUUUAUCAUUCCAAUUUUACGAAAAGCAUGGACGCCUAUCUGAACAGCGUUAGAGAUCACGUGCAGGCUGACCCAAGUGACAUCAUUGUCAAGCCGCUCCUCCUCAACAGUGGAGACGUACACCACAAAAUGAAAAUUACCAACUUUAACAAUUUUUCAAAGUACCUGUUUAUUUACCACUUGGAUAACUACUAUAAGUACUUUCAAAGCUUCCUUUAUGACCUCCUGGAUAUUCACUCACAUAUAUACAUUGAAAAGAACCAAGAGGGGGAUUUUUUUUACAGCAAUUUGAUGCACUACUUGGUGGGUGUGUACAGAAGGCAGUUAGAGCGAAUAAGUUGCGACAGGGGGGGGAGAAGCUUUCCAAACGGUGACAUUAAUAGUUAUAUCGCACAAAGUUGGCAUAGAGACGAGGUUAAGGAGGACCAACAAGUGCUCACGCACGAAGGGGAGGGUGUCAUCCCAGAGGAUGAAAUAAAAGCAGGGGAAAGAGACCUCACACAUGCAAAAGACCAACCUGCAAAGGGCCAAAAAGGAAGCAAACCUGCAGAAGAGCACUGCAAAGACAAAAAGGGAAAACACAAAUCAAAAAAGAAAAACGAAAAGGAAAGGGAAAGGGAAAAAGAGAAUGACAAAAGAGAUGAACUAACAAAUAAGAAGGAAAAACUGAAUGAUAUACUAGCCGAUUGCAUACCUCCAAAAAAAGAUGACCCAAACGGUGUAGGUACAGUCCCGAAUGACCAACAAAGGAAUAUCAAAAUUUUAGAAAAUAAAAUUGCCAUCUUAGAGGAACUUAUACAGAAAAACGAAAGCAAGUACAAUUACUUUGAAGAAUAUUUAAAAAUAAUAAAAGUGAAAAAAAAAAUAAAACAAAAUUUCCUGCUCAUUUGUCCGAAAUAUGUGAAUCAUAGAGGGAUUGGACGCUACCUGCUGAACAACACCGUUUUGAAUUUUUCCCCCCUCAAGAAAACAGAAACGGGGAGCGACCCUGAGAGUGAUAACUUCCUAACGAUUGGCGAAAUAAUACGGUGGUGUAACGAGAUUAACGAGAAGGACAGCUACCCCCCCAGCGUGAAAAGGAGCUUCAUUCAUUACAUCAUCCACGAGAGGAGCGUAAAUCGGAAUAGGCACUCUACCAAAAGGCUAAGGACGUCUAACCGAAGCAUGCACGAAAGUUUGACGAACACGGUGAAUGCUGCGAAUGCGACCUAUUCGGGGCUCUCUGCCUUUUCUGGGCAGACGCAUCAGAGCAGCUUGGACUACUACGUGAGUGAAGUGCUAAAUGUGGGAGAGAAAAGGAGGGACCCGGAGCAAGCCGAGGAUGGCAUACACACAAAUGACGGCGUAAGAAUUAAUGGGGAUAAAGACCCGCACCCAAUUUUAGAGGAAGGUACAUCUCACGGGAAAGUAGGCGUCCCAAAUAAAGAUGCUCAUGCCGCAAAGGAAACGAAGGGGGAUAACGAAAAAGACGCGAAUGGCCCAAAUGUGGAAAAAAAUAAAUUCAAAAAAACCCCAAACUUGAGAAGUAUAAAAUCUAAGAUAGACAAUAAGCAUGCGAUAAAUGUGAAUAGGAAAAAAAACAACUGCAGGAAGGAGAGCGGAAAAAACAAUGAGGGGGGUAGCUUGAUGGACCAGAAGGCAUUCUUUAACAAGUACAAUUUGAGACACAAUUUAGAUUACGUGAAGCACUUUUUUCACUUUGCCCUCCUCAACGAUGAAGAGUUUAUGACUGAUGUGAAAUCGUUGCUAAAAUUAACCAUGACGGAACGGAAAAAAAACAAAGGAGAAAAUUCUAACAAAAAGAAUAGCAGCUUUGCAAACUUGUUUGAGAUAAUCCUGCAGAAAGUGCUACUCUCCCCGUUGUACGUGAAUGGGGUGGUGUUUUUCUUCAAAAAAAAUGAGUACAUAAAUUCGGAAAGUUUUUUCAACACAUUUUUGAGGCUCACCUCGGAUGAGAAUAAUCAUAUAAUUUAUUUGAACCCGGUGGAGGGGUAUGACGAAUUUUUUAAUCCAUCUAGCGGUGCGGACAGGGGGAAAGAAGCGGGUGAAAAGAGAGGCAAAGAUGCGGGUGAAAAGAGAGGCAAAGAUGCUGGUGAAAAGAAAGGCAAAGAUGCUGAUGAAAAGCGAGGCAAAGAUGGAGAAAGCGAGGGGGGGAAAAGACGCGACGCAAAGGAGAGCCCCACAACGGACGCGCAAAGACUUAAAUACUUUUAUGAAAAUAUGACCAAAAAAUAUCAAGAAAAGAUUGAGCGGAAAUUAAAAGAGAAGCAGCAAAUCGAAAAAAUAAUGGAGUCGUUAAGCGGACACACCGAUUGGGGCAAAGCCGAACUGGUUCCACGCACUGUGGAUGGCAGUGAGAAAAGGGGGGACACUGACGAGGAAGGGAAAAACGCCAACUUAGAAGGUAAAGUGGAAGAAGCGGGGGAAUGUUCUUCAUCCGUUGAGAAAAAAGACGGAGAUGAACUGCUAAGAAGCUCUAAAAAGGGUGAUCCAUGGGUAGACACAAAGGAUAGAGACAUGUUAGGCGAAAAAGGGCCAAGCACGAAAAAAGACGUGCAGUGUAUGGACGCGAAUUCGCACAACGCUGUGGAGAGGCUGUAUGAAAAAAUCGUAAUUUGCAAAGAAAAAAAAAUCCUGAAAGAGAAAAUGAUUGGCCAACUUAACACUCACUGUGUUGAGAGAAACGCACAAGUGGAUGAGCAAAUUAUCAAGUAUAAUAAAAAGGUGAGCAAAAUAAAUAGCUACAUGAAGAACAGCGAAUAUGUGGAGCAUGUGUCAUUUUACAAAGAAUUAAAAACUGUAUUGCGUAACUUAUUGAGAGAUCUUUCAAAGAAGGGAAAGGAUGAUGACGAUUCUGCCAACUUGGCGUGUCCCCAUAUAGCGGACCCUCUCGCGGGUAAGACACAAACGGGAGAAGCAGCUGAUGAUACGGCACAAAUUGGGAAAGAAAGAAGAAGCAACAUGUACGUAAGAAGAAUAAACAUCCAACUUAGUGAAAACUUUGUGGAAAAAAUAUAUCAAGAGGAUGAGGGAUUAAAAAACGUAAGUAGUGAACUCACCGAUGGGGUAGCGAUGACGGGAGAGAAGAUCGAAGAGGAGGACAUUGGCAAAGUCGCAGAGAGCACCACCAAAGCUGUAGAAAUGAACAGAGUUAAUAACAAAUUUGAUUCGCAGCAUGUUCAUAAGGCACGCGGUGGAGGCAAAAACAAAAACACCGUCAGUGAAAAAAUGCCAAACGGAGACGCAACAGAACGUUGUAACCAAGUUGAGAGAAGCGUAAAAACGGCUGUUAACAAAAAUGAAGAACUGGUCAGGUACUUAAAGCAAAAGUUCGUUCAAGUCAACUUCUUUUACUUUUUUAUAAACGAAGAGUUAUGCUUUAGAAAGAGGAAUGUUCUGAAAGAAAUUUCCAAAGUGGUGCAGGAAAAAUACAGAGACGUAAAAACGUCCGCCUACUUCUUUGACAUCCCAGACGCCAAGAUGUACGACGCAUUUAAUAUGCAGAGCUUCAUUCAGACUAAGAAGAAUUUGGAAAAAUGCGAGUGCAACUUUUAUGCUACCAGUGAGAAGGAGCAAGCUGGGGUGGCGGCUCGGAGAGACGGGUGCGAAGAAGACAAAGUGGCGAAAGAGGAAGAGCACGGGGGGGAACCGCAAAAGGGGGAUGCACAAGUAGAGAACGAGUUAAAGAGAGGCAAAUCGAAAAGGAAGAAAAAGGAAAGGAAAAAGGAAGCCAAGAAAGGCAAGGAAGAAAGCGGGAAGGAGAAGGACAAACUUGAGGACCCAGGGGAUGAGCACAAAAGUGAGAAGAAGGAGAAAAGGAGGAAGAAGAAGAAGCGAAGUGGGAAGGAAGGCGAGGGAGAAAAGGGGGAGGACAACAAAGCGGAGAGGGACAACAAAAGGGAGGAUCACAAGGAAGGCGAAAAAGAGGAGAAAAAAAAAAAAGAAAAGGAACACCCCAAAGGUAAAGACGAACGGGAAGAGAAGAAAAGGAAGGGGAAGAAAAAAGAAAAGGAAAAGGAAAAGAAAAAGGAUACCAAAGAGAAGCUAGACGAGAGCGAGCUCAAAAAAGGGGGUGCAACGCCGGAAGGUAGAAACAGCCUCGACAAUAAGGGAGAAAAGAGAGAGAGCAAAAGCGAAGAAGGAAGGGAAGACCCCCAAAAAAACGCAACCAACGAUGGAGAUGCGAACAAGAUGUACCUCUACGGGGGAAAGGAACUUACGGAGGAAGCCUACUUUGAAGAAUUGGAAAAAAAAAAGUACGAAAUAAAGGAUGAGUAUGACCACAUUUUCUAUAACUUCCGCAACGUACAUGCAGUAGAUGAAGCGGGAGAGAGGGGAAAAAAAAAAGACCAUUACGUAAUCGAGUUUUUACAAGUAGACAAGUCCUACGAUAACAAGGACCAAAUUCGAUACAAAAAUAUCACCCACGUAAUGUUGCAAAAAAGCACAUCCACGGAGAUUAGCGUAAAAAUUAACACCUGCAAAAUAGUGAGCAUAAAAAAAAGAAUAUGCUUAAUAGACCUGCUUGGGAAUUACUUCUAUUUAAAUCUUCUUGUGGUGGUGGAUAAGCCUAGGAUUUACUCCAACCCGUAUUUCAUAUUCAGCAACAACGUUGUUAUGUGUGCCCCCCGAAGUAACUGCUUUGUAAUGUGCCAAAAGCUAUACCAUUUUGACCGGGUACUGAUAGGAAGAAAGGUCCACUCAUUUAAGCACAUCAUCCAGUGGGAGUUAAAAGACGAGUGUGAAGAGCACCUCCUAAAUUUUUUAAAAAACUUUAGAGAUAUCAAUUCGCCCAAAUUUAAAGUAGCAAAAAUGAAGACGAAAAAUAUGAUCUCCAUUUUGAGCAACGAAAAGGAUAAGCACAAAUUGAAGAACUCAGAUGGGAUGAAAAAUAGCGAAAUUGAUAAAAAUUUGUACAAACACGUGCAAGUUUUGAACUUAUUUAACUCCUCCCACUUCGACUGCUUCGUAGAACUUUCUUUUGAAGGUGUUCCCUGCAGCAGUGAUAAAAAUUACCAGGCGAAUGAUCUUAACAGUGCCGACAAUUUCUUAAGCCAUAACGAUUUUUAUGUGUACCCCAAGAAAUUUUUCAUCCUCUCCAAGAAAUGGAAAAAAAUGAUCGUUUUUUUUUUGCCCCAAAAGGUGGGUCCCUUUCUGGAAAAAUUGCAGCUGUCUAUAUAUUCGGUAGCAAAUGGGGUAGUAGACACAAAUUACACAAAGGAGAUAACAAAUGGGGGGAAAAAAAGGGACAGCGAGUCACUCCGCGAUGAUAGCCUUUUCUCUAACGAUGUAGACUUAGCCAACAAACAGGUUGACAAUUACCUGUAUGAUAUAUUUUCUGUGUCCUUAAAGGGGGAAGGGAUAAAGUGCUGCCUGAAAAUGAGCGAAAGUUGCUUAAACUUUCACAAAAUUCUCUUAAACUCUGUUCAGCAGAAAAGUGUAGAAUUGAAGAACUGCAGCUACUGCGACCUUGCCUGGUUUGUGGACCCUGCCGACUUGAGGAGCGACUCCCCAUUAUGCAUAAAUCCCACAAAAGGAAAUUUACUAAAAAGUGAAAAGAAAACGAUAACAGUUACCAUCAAAACGGAUAGCGUCAAUAUGAUAAAGAAAGAAAUAAAAAUCAACUACGUGGAGAAGAACUUCAGAAAAAGUGACAAAACGAGGAACAACGUUUAUUUCACGUCCCUCGCGGUGGAAGCGGAAGUUUGCAAGUCAUUCAUUCAGGUAAGCACCGAAAUGGUGGAGGAAGCUGCUAAAGAAGCUGCGGAGGAGAAAUUCGACUCACUAGCAGAACGUGCCACCGCUGGGAGGGUCCCACUAAAGGAUAACCGUGCUGCCACGAAAGGGGCUCCCCCAAAUGGCAAGCAGUUAUUGCCUGCCCACCUAGGGGACGUCUUAGAAGAAGACAUUAACUUCAAAUACGUGGAGGUAAAUCAAACCAAAGCGUGCUUGCUCAAAGUGAAAAAUACCGGAAAGUUCAAAAUAUUCUACGUGGCAGAAUUAAAUGAGGACCCCUUUUUAAAUUAUGUAAGCAUGGAGUGUCUAACAGAUAGCCUAAGUUCAAACGAAACGAAAAUAAUAAAACUGAAGGUAAGAUCAGGUAGGAAGGCCAAAUUUCAAAAUGUGCCUCUCAUGGUACACUUCUACGAUAUGGAAAACAACCACAUCCAAACGUACAAAUAUGCCAUUUCUGUCUUUUUCGAUUAUAACUAUGUUAGGGUUAUCCCUGCCAUUCUAAAUUACGACUCUGUGGAGGUUAAGAAGGAAGAAACUCGGUUCUUUAAAAUAAUUAAUGAUGGACAUUUUGACUUUAAAUACGAGAUUAAACUGUUGAAGAGUAAGAUAAAGAACGCAGAAAAGGAUGAGGUGAUACGGUACAACAACGUGGGGUGUGUGCAAUAUAAGGCAAAUGCCGAUUUGAAAAGCCCCUUUUCCAUUUCACCAAUUAGCGGGUUGGUGAAGUCCAAGGGGGAACAAACAGUCAUGGUUCUUUUUAAUUCCGCUGAGGAGAGGCAGUACAGAUUUGUGUACAUUGUCGAGGUGGAGAAUCUCAUGUCGGAUGUGUUGCAUACUGAUAGGAUGAAAAAGGAGCAGAAGGCCAACAGACAACCCCCUGACUGUCACAAAGAAGUCAUUAAAAUUUUCGCCUCGUCUGUGAAACCAACCAUUUCCUGCGAUGUGAAAAAUAUAUUCGAAGAAGUGCUGCUAUUAAAAAAAACAGAAAGCUAUGCCAACUUUUUAGACCAUUUCUUAGGCAAAAACAGCUACUACAAUUCGGAUGAUAAUACGCUAUACUACAGAUGGUGCCACGUGAAUGAGUGCAUUAAUGAGCGGAUAAAGAUCUGCAACACGUCCGAUGUAAAUGCGAAGGUUCAUGUAGAAAUUAAGGAACUCGAAUUUGCCAACCAUAGGAGUAGAAGCGGAAAGGGGAAAGAAAAGGAACGGGAAAAACGGGGGGACAAGGCAAAAGAGAACGAAAACGAAUCAAGAAGAUCUAGUGUAAAUCCUCAACAAUCAUCCCCCAUCCGUUUUAACAUGCGGGUUCAAAAUGAUAGUGAAAUAAAGUCCAAGUGGUGCUUGACCGAACUGAAUGAACAACGGCGUGGUGUCACCUACGGUGGUGUGUCCUCCUCUCUCAGCACCACCACAGGGGUUACGCGCUACCAGCACAAAUAUUUAGACAUAUGUUUUUAUUCAAACCAAAUAGGAAGUAAAAAGUUUCUCGUAAAUAUCCACCUGGCAAAUCAGCAAAAUGUGUUAUGCUUUUCCUUUUACAUAAGUGUAGAAUUUUUUUUGCCCUCCAUCAAUCUGAUCAUUCCUCAAAGCUUGCUGAAGCAGCGCCGAGAAGAUAAGGUCUACGAUUUGGGGGACAUCCACCUGAACAGUGUCAUUUCGUUUAAAGUGGGAUUAAAAAAUUGCUUCAAGUAUCCCGUCUUUGUAAAGGUCUUCUUUGAAAGGGUUAAUUCGGUGCUAGAUGGUUGGCAUAGUAAGGAGGGGUGGAAGGCACAACUAAAAGGCAGCGCCGAAUUGGAGAGUGCCUCCAACAAAGAGGCAGACUUUAAUGAAGAUGGGAAUGAUAGAAGUACCACCUUGUUGAAUGACUCAAAGGAAGCUCAGCGCAAAAGGGGGGAAGCAAAAAGUAGCAACGUUUCAGAGUCCACACAUGGUAGAAGCACUCCCUGUGACGCCGCAAAGGAGAAAACCUGUGUGCAAGAAAAAAAAGAUAUUUAUAAUGCCACAAAUAGCAGCUCCUUUUUUACUACCCUUGAUGAUCAUGUAGAGAUGCGCACGAAAAACAACACCACCUACUUUGACUACAAAAGUGAUAAAGAUUUGGUGUACAAAACUAGGGAGAAACAAAUGCACAAGUUCAGUUUGGGCUAUCUCUACUACAUAGGGCACAGCAACUACAUGAUAAGGGAAAACGAAGUGGAAAGCAUUAAAAUAAAAGUGGAUAAAAAUAAGUUGGAAGAAAUGAUAAAGAGAAGGAACACACAAUUGGGGGGCUUAAAAGGGGUAGAAGGCGAAGAGUGCAAGGCGGUGGAUGACAUUUCAAACGAGAUCGACGCGAUUGAGCAGAUAGCUACCCCUCAUGGUGAGCUUAACAAAAAGGGAUUAGAAGUAGACAUUAAUGAAAAGGGCAAAAAAAGUGUUAAGGAAAAGCUGAAGAGGCAAGAUGUGGACAAAAAAAAGGAUGCAAAUAAUGUGCGAGAAAAUUUAACCAAAUUUUCAACUUCUCUGAGCGCUAGUCAAGAAAAACAACUUUUAGGAAGCAUACAAAUUGGCGUGCUCAAUAAUGACUACGAAUUUUACAAUUUAAAAUUCCUUGGAAAUGUCGUAGAAUCGAAGAGCUACUGGAAUUUAGAACUCUUAAAAAGUCGCAUACGAAAAGUGUAUGGCGGUAAAAAUGUGGACAUUUUUAAAAAUCACAUCAAUUUUGAUCUGCUACCUGUGGGGUAUAACCACUCAUUUAGGGUUCCCUACGUGAACGACAACAGCCACGAUUUAUUCUUCCAUGUAGAGGUGGAAAAAAAGAUAAAAGGUGCCAUUGACAUCAGGCCGUUAAGUGGCUCCAUACCAGCGAAUAGCUCCUUUCCGUUCUGUGUUCAAAUUGACAUUAGGGAACCCAUCAAUUUGGUGAAGAAGCAAAUCCCCUGCAAGUUCUCCGCAAACCCUUUUAACAAAAAAAGCCCCAAAGUGAAGGAUGAAGAUGGAGUGUAUGAUGACUCCUUAUACGUAAGUUUAGCCUCGGAAGAAGUAAAAUUCUCCUGUAGUAAAAAAAAAAUUAUUUUCAAAAAUGUUCCCUUCUUCAAUUAUUCCAAGAGCGAAUUGGUGCUGGAAAAUAUGGCCAAUGUAAAGGUGUAUGCCGAAUUGAGCAUCGUGCCAUUAAACGGGUUGGAUGACAUAACGUCUGUUUAUGCCUUCCGCCCGUUUAGCGAGAAAAGGAUCACCUCGUUAGUGAAGGGGUUGGGUAAAAAUCUCCUAAUGAAUGAGGCUACUGGGGAGAGGACAAAACAAUUGGGGAACUCGCCAGGCAAUUCUAAGCAAAGGGGAGGCACUACAACCGCUUCGGAAGAUAACCACCCGGUUGGUAACCCUAAUGGGGUACAAGCAGAGGAUAAGACGGGCGAAAAUAACCCCAUCGACGAGUUUUACCUAACCAAGCACGACUUGACUUCGUCCGAUUUUGGAGAAAAUCCUCGUAACGGGGAAGGAGAAGGAAGCGGCUUUAACGAGACGCACAUUGAGGAGAACCACCUGGUUGGAGAAGGCAGCGAAAUAAUUCCAAGUGGAGAUGCAACAAGCACACCGCAGCAGCAGUGUAGGGUCAUCAAAAAGUAUAUAACCAUUAAGGGAAAGCACAAGAAGCGCCUGCAACUGUUUUGCUUUCACCACGUGUACAGGAAAACCUUCGACGCAGUGCUUCACAUAAGGAUAAAAUUCUACAGCCAAAUUAGCAUACCGAUCAAAAUGACAUUCGAAAAUUACGACCACAGCAGCUUAUUUGUGUUGGCGGACUGGAAUCACAACUGUAUUGUGGAUAACAUGGAGGAGAAGAAAAAAGUUCCAAAAAAGUGCAAAAUGGUUGUACUCAGCAGGGGAGUGUUAAAAAAGGUAAGUCAUAAAAUAUACAUGUUGAACAUUUCGAAGGAUACCUUACAGUACUUUUUCGAGAAAAUCAGCGAAAUGGGAGAAAACGGAGGGAGAAACCCUAUUCCGCUGAGUAGCGGCAAACAGAACGGGGAAAAUAAGAAGAGCGAAAAAAACAACGACAACAAUUCUGAGUGUAUUAACUAUAAGGGGUGUGUAAAGGAGAAUAACUUUUCCCCAAUUAGAUUCCUUUUUAACAUUUUCAAUUCGAUGGACUACAGCGGACGCUACAACCUUUACGUAAAUGAUAAGAAAGAGCAGCCCAUCGAUUUUGAGCUCAAGGUAAUUGAGCCCCUCAUCUUUUUUAAUACGUCUUCUAUACACGUCAACAAUUUAAUAUUAGGAAAAAGCUACUGCUUCGUUUUUUACCUAAUCAAUUUUGACCUAAUGGACAUCCACUUUGAGUUUGACCAAAAUUCGUAUAACUCGUUUAACAGCAAAAAGGAGACCAUCAGGAUUGUUCCAUUUAGCGGCGUUGUGAAAUCAUGCUAUAGGAAGAAUAAGUACCUAUACAAGGAGAUAAGAAAAUUAAAUGAGGAUAAUUCCAUAGGUGUAGACGAUCCAGAUGGAAAGGGAACUAUCGCGGAAGGGAACUCCUCCGCUCGUGCGACUUCCACGUCGAGCAAUUCGCACGAAAGUGACUCUAAUGGAAGCGGCAUUCUGGGUGAUAUUCAAAUUAAAGGUGCGUUAACUGGAGAGAGGAAAAGUGUAAAAAAAAGGAUAAAGGUCAAUUAUGUAAACAAUUAUGAGAAUGUUAAGCUGCACAACGAGAGUGACAACUGGUCGUGCUCGCUCACCAAUUCGUCGGACGCGUCGGCAUCUUCAUCAAAUCUCAGUUCUGGCAAAAAUAAAGCAGAACAAAGGGCGCAAAAUGAGAGAACUGUGCUAUAUGGAAGGUACAAGAAGGAAUACAUCCUCCCAGCGGAAUUUCCGCAAUGGGAAUACAUAAAUACGUCGUGCGAUUCGGGCAAUGGGUCAGACAGCGAGUCAGGCAGCGAGUUAGACAGCGAAUGGAAUGGCAAAACGUAUGUUAGCCUACCAGAGGGAAACAACAGAAAGGGAGACAGCCCUCACAGCAGUAAGUUUUUCCUGCUGAAUUAUUACCUGAGAAAUAUACGGAAAAGCGAUAGCAACAAAUUUGUAAGAGACAUCAAACAUGUGAGGGGAAAAGGAAGGUGUAAAAAAAUCAAGCUGUUCUUCAAACCACACCUCGAACAGUUCUACAAUUUUAACUUGCUAUGCAAAAUAGGGUCAAAGGAAGCACCCCUACAGGUUAAUUUCAAAACGCAAGUCAGUAAAAUUAAUAUAAAUUGUUAUGUUGAAAAUUUCGACAAGGAAAAAAUGCAACUCAAUUUGGAGGAAGGCACAUGGAGUGGAAAGCAAAAGAAAUAUAAAAGUCAAAUGAUCCAUAUUUACGACCUCAUAAAUUUUAAAGAAACGUUAGUAGGACGAAAAAAAGUCUCCAAAAUUGUUAUUGAAAAUUUAGGUAAUUUUGAUCUAGUUUAUAAAUACUACUUACAAAAAAAGGAUGAAGAAAUUCGUAUAAUCAGCAGUGGGGAUUGUAUUCCCCAGAACUCCACUUAUUCCAUUUCUGUUGAGUAUAACCCUUUGAAGAACCAAACGUACGUUAACUACUUGACCAUUAAUAUUAUGGACUACUAUCUUCUUAAUUUAAAAAUCACUGCUGUUGCGAUUAGCUUUUUAAUUAAUUUUUCCUUUUACAAUUAUGACUUUGGCAACGCUAUUUUGUUCCCCGUUUUGGAUGACAGCGCUAAGGUGAAGGGGGUGACGAACAUAGACCAGCGCUGCGAAGAGAGCUUUUCCUCCAGUGACAGCUCACUCUCGUCUUUGAUUUCUGCCUUCAAAAGGAAUGAGAGGGAUAGGAGGGUGAAGGGGCGCGAGGAGGAGAAGGCCAGGGCGCUCGCCGGCGAAGACGCGCAGGGCGCGCCUGGGAAGCAUAAAAAGGGCAAGAAGAAAAGGCACAAGGGGGAGAAGCGUGACAGGAAGGAGGAGCGGCAGGAAAAGGGGAAGCAGGAUAAUGCGCAGAAUGAAGUGGACGAAGAGGCUAAAAUGAGCGAUGCCGCUGAACACGCCGAGAAGGAAAAGGGGGAGGACAAAUCGAAAGAAGGCCGCAAGAAGGAGAAGCGAAACAAGGAGAAGCACACACCCGCUACGACGAAACACCCACCCGAUAAGGAGAAACACACACCUGCUAGGGAGAAAACGGAACAGGAAAAAGACCAAAGCAAAGCAAACGAUGCCGAUUCGAGCCAAGGUAGAAAAAGCGGAAAGAGCAAAGUCACGAAUGUUGCGGGAUCCAAAAUUAAACAGGCGAAGAUGCAAAAGGAUCAUGCAGACAACGAAAUGGACGUCCUCCCAGAAAAGGAAAACAACAAUGCGGUAGAAACAAAACUUGUGAUUAGCAACAAUAAUGAUGAGGACUGCUACAUAGAAUAUGAACUGAAUGAGGAAUGUCUCACCAUAACAAACCUUCGAAAAAAGGUGCACCUGAAGAGAAAAAGUAGGAUCUGUCUUUUUAUCCAAUUUAAACCAAAAGAAGAGAAGAAUUAUAACUUCAAAAUACCUUUUAUGAUAAACGGAGAUGUAGACAAAAUGGUUUACAUCCACUUAACAGGAUCAGCCACGCAUUUCAAAUUGCCCUUUUCUAGCAACAAUUCGAACGAAAUUCAUUUUGAGGAUGUACAUGUGGAUAAAGAAAGCGUUUCCAAAUUUACGCUGCACAAUAAAAAUUCAGAAGAUAUAUUUUUUAACGUAUUAAAUUAUGGCUACUUGGAGAAGCACUACCUCUCCUUUGUCAAGUUUGACAAUUCCGUUUUGCACACCUUAAAGAAGAAGGAAAAAAAGACUUUCGAGGUGAAGUUCCUCCCCGAGAAGUACCUUAACAUGCAGAUCCCCCUAUACCUGGGUGUAAGCUACCGGGGGAAAAGAAUAGCCUACUACUUGACGAGCAUUAAAUUGAGCAGCAUAUGCUACAAAAUUGUUCUGAAGGAGAAUUUGCUCACGUUCAACAAGGCGGGGCAGCAGGAUGGAAGCGCGCUGUGCGCCGCAGACGCGAGUCGGGUUAGCCAAACGGGAGGAGCUACCCAAACGGGGGAAGUUACCCAAACGGGAGAAGUUACCCAAGUUGAGGAAGUUAAGGAAAAGCUGUUCAAGGGCGCGCACCGCAAGGACUCCAUAAAGGGCAGGAAAAUCCAGCUGCACAACAGGGGCGACAUGAACGCCCAGUUUCAAGUUGUGUACCCGCAAAAGUACGAAAAAUUCUUGCAGGUGUAUCCAAAAAAGGGGAUUAUCUUUUCCUUCAACUUAACGAGCAUUUACAUCUUCGUGGACACCGAUUUUGUGACGAAGGAUUUGUUCCUCAACGAUGUGUUCGUGGAUUUGCUCCCCAAAUUUAAUAAAAUCAACAGCAAAAUUUUCUUAAACAUAUUUAUUAAUACGCGCAAUGACAUGAUAAAGUGCAGGAGUGCGUAUGUGAAUAAUUCGAAGUUGAUCACUGCAGGGGGGAAUGCACCGAGUGGGGAGGUCGCCGAUGAUGGGAAGACCGCCAAAGGUGGGAACAUCGCCAAUGAUGGGGAAGCCCAAAAUGAAGGGGGAAAAAAACGAAGCGCAGACCGCUGCGAAAAAGGCGAAAGAGAUGAACACCCCGACUGUGACGACAAACGCGUCAAUACAAUUUGCCUAAAAAAUGAAACCAUUGUCACCUUCCUGACGGACAUCAGAAAGCAGAUAAGCAAGAGCAUCGAAAUAUGCAACGAAACGGAAGCGAACUUUAAAAUGAAAUAUAAGUUCCUGUCCAAUGAGAACAAUUUCUUCUCGCUGGCAAAACAUGAAGACGUUGUGAAACCGAACGAAAGCGGAACAUUUCAAAUCGUUUACAAUCCUCUGUUUGUGCAGAAGAGGAAGAAAAACAGUAACAACUAUCACAACACCUUGUGCUUAAAAUAUUUGAAAUAUUUCCCCAAAAUUCAUCAUAUAUCCAAGCUGGUAAUUUAUUACCCCAAGGAGGUGGUGAAGAAUUAUACCUUAUUAGGCUAUGCAAAUAGUACCACUUACGAAAAGAAGAAAAGUUUCAAUUUCAAAUCGAAGGUUUUGAACAGUGCCUCCAUCAGAAUAAAGAAUUGGCUAAAUGAAAACCAGACGCUGUUCGUUUCGUCUCUUUUGUGUGACAAAGAUUUGAACGUUUCGCAUAGCGACAGCUUCUUCUUUUACAUACAAAACAAAUUCGAGCUAACCAAUAAGGAGGAAAAAAACGUGCCAUUUAAAGUCAUAUCUUUGAAGGAAGGAACCUACCAUGUGAUGCUGACCUUUUCGAAUGAAAAAUAUGAAGACGCGUAUAAGAUUCUCCUCCAGUUUGAAAUCACCAAAAACGAAUUUCUCUCCAUAACAAAUGUAAAGGGAAAUAAAAAAGAAAUAGUAAAAGAGCAAGUGAGCAUUUACAACCCCCUGGAUGAGGAUGUAAAAAUGGAUGCACUCCUUGACUACACGUACGCAUUUUUGGACAAGUCUAUAAUUCUGCAGAGGAAAAAAACUAAUAAUAUUAGCAUAUACUUCUGCCUGGUUAGAAACGAAACCGACAGAGACGUCACCAUCUCGUUUGCCAAUAAAACAACAGGAACGUACAAAUUUAAAUUUAUUCUCAACGUAAGCAUGAACGAUUUUGAAGAUAACUUUUACUUCAACACAGAUUUGGGGUCUAUUCAAAUAAACGAAAUAUCUUUUACAAAUGUGUGCAACCAGAAAAUUAAUUACGACGUGGUCAUAGAGGAUUAUGACGAGGAGAACAAAAACUCCAAGCAGAUAUUCCAGUGCGUCGACAAAACCGUCAGUGCUAAAUCCGUGGAUACAAACUUUUUCUUAAAGAACGAGACACUCAAUAACUUGACGGAGAAGAUUAACCUUACCGUAAAAUAUAACCCCCCCGAUGUGCAAACGAAUAAGGCCGUUUUGAAGCUCCUCUCAAAGGAGGGCAUCAUUUACAAGGGGCUGCUAAUCGGGAAAAGCGUGGCGCCGAAACCGAAGGGACCGAUAUUCUGCUCGUCGCAAAAAACCACACUCAUUUCAUUUACGAAUCCGUUCUUUCACGCGAAGCAGUUUUUUUUAAAAACGGACGAAUGCUUUUCUGUCCCAUUUGAAGUCACCAAAGUGGAAGCGCGCCAAACAGUUCAUAUACCAGUCAAGUGCAAAGCGACAAGUGCCAUCUCCGGCAAACUCAUCAUCAAGUCGGAGGAUGACAUCACGUGGAUGUAUUAUUUGACAGGGCAGUAA